CAAUUUAUGACACUUACCUUGACCACAUUCGUCUUCAAGUUGUUAUCCGUAGAGGGCAGCCAUCAAACACUCUCUGUUGUCAAAGAAAGCCACCGAUAUUCUCACAGAAAGAGCUUUGUACGCGCCUCCUUUUCCGAAGCAAGAAUCAUGGAGAAAACGGUGAGCUGGGAUGCGGCAUUGCUCAACUAUCAGGACAUCGAUUGAGCAGCUUAGCUACCUGUACAGCUCCGGGAUGAUGUACUUCUCCUUCACUCUGUUGGCUUGGCUCGGCUUGGAAAAGACCAUUGGAUGUGGGGGAGCUGCCGAGAGCAUAUCUUUCUCGGUCUCUCUCUCUCUCUCAUCUCUUCUCGACUGCGACCUUUGUGGUUCUUUUUGCUAUUGCCUCUUUCUCUUUCUUUCCAGCCUCUUUCCUCUCUUUUCUCUCUUUAAUAAUCUCUUUUGUUCUUUGUUUUCUUCUAACUCUAUUGCUUUUGUACUGCCAUGUGUAUGUGUAUUUCGAAAUCUUGAUAAAGAUAUAUAAUCCUAGUGAAUAGUCAUCGAAGAGACAAGUGGCACGGAGCUGAAACCCGAACGAGGAAAAGAAAUCAUCAAUCAAUCACUCUACUGAAAUGUCUCCUCUCACAAAAAGAAGAGAAAAAU
Messenger RNA from Aspergillus homomorphus CBS 101889, 639 nucleotides. RefSeq lists its product as uncharacterized. The record is from RefSeq and is a predicted model, not a curated record. The transcript has 2 exons. Lineage: Eukaryota; Fungi; Ascomycota; Eurotiomycetes; Eurotiales; Aspergillaceae. Bases 170 to 520 code for a protein of 116 amino acids.